GCUCCGCACCGCUCAGCCAUGAGACCUCUCCUCCUGGCCCUGCUUGGGAUCUGCCUCCUCUGUGACUUCCUCGUGGAAGGUGUGGGGAGUGAAGUCCUGGAAAAGAGCUUCUGUGUGAGUCUAACGACCAAGAGACUGCCCGUUAAAAACAUCAAGACCUACACCAUCAAGGAGGGCCCCAUGAGAGCAGUAAUCUUCAUUACCAGACGUGGCUUUAAAAUCUGUGCUGACCCACAAGCUGACUGGGUGAAAAAGGCAGUAGAGAGUGUGGACAAGUCUACCAGGAGAAACAUGAAACAGACCAAGCCUACCGGAGCCCAAUAUUCCACCAACACAGCUAUAACCCUGACCGCGUAGUGGCCUUCUGGCCGC
Molecule: messenger RNA, 372 nt
Organism: Lontra canadensis (Northern American river otter)
Lineage: Eukaryota; Metazoa; Chordata; Mammalia; Carnivora; Mustelidae
Product: lymphotactin-like
Exons: 3
Coding region: 19-357 (112 amino acids)
Biological process (GO): cellular response to interleukin-1; positive regulation of ERK1 and ERK2 cascade; chemokine-mediated signaling pathway
Cellular component (GO): extracellular region
Molecular function (GO): CCR chemokine receptor binding; chemokine activity
Source: RefSeq, a predicted model, not a curated record